AUGAAGCCGUGGACGAUAGAAAGCAAAACUGUUGAAGGUAGUCUAAUAUAUGACGAUAUAGAGUCCUUAGGAAUUGGAUCUCUGUGUCGAUACAAAGUGAUUGUUGAAAAGGGGGAGAUAGAGGGAGCAGAAAAUGAGGAGCUCACCAAGCUUUUUUUGAGGGUGAAAAACAAAGAGAGUCCGUUACUUCGACCGGUUUAUUUGACAGGGCCUUAUGCAUGUUACGUCGAUGUAAGGCCCUAUAACUAUGAUGAAGACCAUACAUUUGAUAAAAAUGAGCCCAUUCAGUUUACCAGUGACUUAAGACCGGACGAGCAUUUCAAGGCUGAUCUGUGGCUCAAUGAGAACUCUAGAAUGGAGGAUGGUCGCUAUUCCUGGACGAUAGAUGUUAUUUCACAGGUUAGUGUUAGCAGUGUUCCAAAAGUUGAGUACCAACUAAAGAUCGGUACUACAAAGGCAGCUACAAAACAUAUCAAAAAAGUUACGAAAUCCUUUAAAGGUGUGGUAGUGGAGAGAUGGGACACACGGAAGCUGUGGAAUUUACCACCAAAAUUUCCGCAUAAACCGGUGCAUUUAGUAAUUUUAACGCACGGCAUAUUUGCUAAUGUUGGAUGUGACAUGUUGUACAUGAAAGAUAAGAUCGAGGAAAAGGCAUUUACACUACCGGAGGAAAUUAAUCCAAACGUAGUGGUUAGAGGAUGCAUGGAUAACAUGGGAAAGUCUGCUCGCGGAAUCAGAUAUCUCGGAAUACGAGUUGCAAAGUAUAUAUUGCGUACUUUGGACGAAUUAAAUGAGGAUUAUAAAGUGGAUAAACUAUCUGUCAUUGGUCAUUCAUUGGGUGGUCCUGUUCAAGCAAUGGCAAUACAUUAUAUUUCAGUAAAGAGACCGGAUGUUUUUGAUCCAGCAACGGGUGUGAAGCCCAUCAAUUUUAUUGCGUGUGCUAGUCCGUUUCUUGGUGUAGUAGGUGAUUUUCCAUUAUAUGUAUCUUUGGCUUUAGAUGUUGGUGCGCUGGGGUUGACUGGAAGAGAUCUUACAUUGCGACAUACACCCCUUAUAUCUACAGAUGGGAUUGUCGCAGAUAAAGAUGAGAGGCCGCUUCAUAAGUUCAUAUUAGAGGCACUUCCACAAUCGCCCGCUUUAGAAGUGUUUCAAAAAUUUGUACACAGGACAGUAUAUGCCAAUGUCCUUCACGACGGGAUUGUUCCAUUAAGAACUGCGGCUCUGUUAUAUCUGGAUUGGGGUAGUUUGGCUAAAGUGCAUGAUAUUCGUAAAAAACAGUCACUUGCGGCAUCAGAUGGCUUAAAUACUCCGAUUGACGCAUCAUCCUCUGAUGAUUUGAAGAGCGAUGAGAAACAUAACGCAAUUGGAGAGAUUCCAAUUGAGGGAAUGGAAAAAAAGGCUGCGUUGCAAUGGAUUAUGCCACAAGUAUUAAAUAAAGGCAAAAAAUUCAGCAAAUAUGAGAGAACGCAAACAAGAGAUUUUGAUUCGGAUUCAUCCGAAAGCGACAAUGGUUCGAAUAUUAAAAAAAGACUGUCUGAUAAUUCAAACUUUAAUCCACCACCAGAAGCUUCUACUUUCAUGGCUGCAAUAUCUGUUAUUGUAUCACCGGUACCGACUCAGGAAUAUUUGAAAAAUCCAGCGAUUAGAACAGACGCCAUUGUCCAUGAUAAAGUUUACCAUCCGAAUGAGUUGCCGCCACCACAUUACAAUGAUAGACCCUUUAUUAAAAAAGUUAUAUAUUUGAACGAAUCAAAUAAUAGAUGUCAGGAGCGCAUAGCAAGGGCUUGGCAGGAAAAGAUGUCAUGGCGAAAAGUUUUGGUUGACUUGAAACCAGAUUCUCAUAAUAAUAUUUGCGUGCGUAGGCGAUUCACCAAUUUAUUUGGUAAUGUUGCAGUAAAGAACUUGGUCGACAGUCAUUUUGGAGAGGAGGCAUGCCGGAAGUAUGCAGCGCUUUAG
Molecule: messenger RNA, 1956 nt
Organism: Zygotorulaspora mrakii
Lineage: Eukaryota; Fungi; Ascomycota; Saccharomycetes; Saccharomycetales; Saccharomycetaceae
Product: putative hydrolase
Exons: 1
Coding region: 1-1956 (651 amino acids)
Molecular function (GO): monoacylglycerol lipase activity
Source: RefSeq, a predicted model, not a curated record